UAAACUUGUAAUUAGUAAUUACUAAUUAGUCAGGCUGCGUAUACAAUACGUAUUCCACGGUUCUUAUAAGGGCGAUCCGGUAAAUGAGCAUCCUCACCGUCGCACGGCCGGUGACGUCGCAUAAUUGCCUUUCUCUAUUUCCGUUGGCUACUUUAGCUUAUUUCGCACCUUCCGCCAUCGCGCGAGUUGGCCACCGCGUGAGCGACAGAGAUCGGAGUUUGCGCCACUGCCCGAUAUCCCUACGUACUCUGCUCUUCUUCAUCUGCUUCGCAAAGCCCCCAGAUCAGUUCCAGCAUCCAAUCAGCGCGGCGGCUCCCCUGAAGCUGUUCUAUUUAACUCAUUAGGGUUUUCUUUCAUGAUCGGAUUCGUCUGCAAUAGUCCCGGCUCACUCCAGUUUAGCAGACGGACGAGCUUUCGGCGCCCUAGUUUGUUUCUCCUGCUCCGAAGUUAAAAUAAUCGGAGAUGGAUUUGGACGCUCACGGCGGGAAUAAAGGCGUCUUCCACCGGCUAAGCGGCGGCGGAGGAGGACCGCGGGGGAACCACAACGACUCCAACAAGAACCAGAAAGUCUGCUUCCAUUGGCGGGCGGGCAAGUGCAACCGCUUCCCCUGCCCAUUCCUCCACCGGGAAUUGCCGCCACCGAACUCCUCUGCCAGUGCUUCUAACGGCAGCCAUCCUGCCAAGCGCGGGUUCUCCAACGAUUCCGGGUUUUCGGGCCCUCCCGCCGCCCGAAGAACCCCGAACUUCAAUAGUUCGUCGACUUGGGGGCGGACUGGGAAUAAUAGAGUGGUCAAGAAGACGGAUAAAUUGUGUAAUUACUGGAUACAAGGGAACUGUACUUUUGGGGAGGGCUGCAGGUAUUUACAUAGUUGGAGUUCAGGCGAUAGUUUCUCUUUGUUGACGCAACUUGAAGGAGGCCACCAAAAGGUUGUCAGUGGGAUUGCUUUGCCAUCUGGGUCUGAUAAGCUUUACACGGGGAGCCAAGAUGAAACUGUCAGGAUUUGGGAUUGCCAAUCCGGCCAGUGCAUGGGAGUUAUCAAUCUGGGUGGUGAAGUAGGUUGUAUGAUCACCGAAGGUCCAUGGAUUUUUGUCGGUAUCCCAAAUCUUGUGAAGGCAUGGAACUUGCAGACCAACGCUGACCUAAGUCUUAGUGGGCCUGUUGGACAAGUUUAUGCUAUGGUUGUGGGUAGUGACUUGCUAUUUGCUGGCACCCAGGAUUCAGAAAUCUUGGCAUGGAGAUAUAAUGCAGCCACAAGCAUCUUUGAGCCAGCUGCAUCACUUAAGGGCCAUUCGUUAGCUGUUGUCUCAUUAGUUGUUGGAGCUAACAGACUCUUCUCCGGUUCCAUGGACAAUUCUAUAAAGGUCUGGAACCUUGAAAAUUUGCAGUGCGUACAAACCUUGACCGGGCAUACUUCAGUGGUCAUGUCUGUUCUUUGCUGGGACCAGUUUCUUUUAUCUAGUUCAUUAGAUAAGACAAUAAAGGUCUGGGCCGCCACAGAAAGAGGGGAUCUGGAAGUAACAUACACACAUCAAGAAGAACAUACUUGCAUGAUACAGGGACUCCUUAAGCUAUGCGGGAUGCAUGAUUUGGAAGGCAAGCCAUUGUUGUUAUGCUCUUGUAAUGACAACUCAGUCCGGAUAUAUGACUUGCCAUCAUUUUCAGAGAGGGGCAAAAUUUUCUCUAAACAGGAGAUUCGAGCAAUUCAGGCCGGUCCAGGUGGCCUCUUCUUCACCGGUGACGGAACCGGACAAGUGAGAGUGUGGAAUUGUAAAGCUGAACAACCAACUCCAGCAACUUGAUGAUGUUGGCCUUACGUGUUUCGCCAGUGUCAUCAUAUAUUAUUCCUCAUCACUUCCAUCUUAUUUUUUCCCACCUUUUUUUGGUAAUAACGUGUAGGAGAAAAGUGGAUUGUAGAAACCUCAAUUUUUAAUCUUUUUGGUUUUCUUAGUAAGCAUUACACAGCCAUGAUGGUCAUUGUUGAGUGAGGCUUUCUGUAACGGACGGAGAUGGAAGAAGAAGAAAGAAACACUUGAAUCCAGAUGUAGCUUAGCCACCAUUUAACUUUUCUUUCUGGUUGACCUGAUCUGUAUGAAUAAGCUGAACGUUGAUAAGGAAGAGGAGGCUGAAUGGCAAAUUUGUAAGCGGGAAAGAUUAUUAUGCUUCAUGCUUGUAUUUUCUCC
Messenger RNA from Linum tenue, 2181 nucleotides. The record is from the annotation of a GenBank genome assembly. NCBI's taxonomy places the organism in Eukaryota, Viridiplantae, Streptophyta, Magnoliopsida, Malpighiales, Linaceae.